CAGGAAGAGAAAUAGUGAUUGGAAAGCAGCAAUCAGCACGUCUUUAAGUUUUCGUGGUUAUUGUUGCUGGUAAAGGGUAAUGGACCUGAGUUAAAAAUAAACAUUUUGAAGUAGUGUAAAGUCAAAGUAAGACUAAAUACGCGUUAAAUAGCAAACAACGAGGAAUAGAAUCUUGGCAUGAUGAGAGUAGUGUAACGUGCCCGUAACUGUGUUAGUGGGGCGAUCGCUUAGGAACCACAGAAGACCCAACACAGUAGCAGCUGCACUUAAGACACCCUGAAACACACCAAGUCACGUCCGAUGACAGGCUUUUGACCUUUGACCUCUGAGUGUCACCUGGCGGCCCGAGCGAUAGUGAAAAUGACCGGCGACCACCACAAUGACGGUGCCACCAACAACAGUCAGCAGCAGCAGCAGCAGCUGAGAGCCAGGAGCCCAGACAUGGACGCGCAGAAGUACGCUGCGAGUAUUUUACUUCCGGACACAGACGUCGUCUUCAGGAACAUCAAAAAUGCCAAGAGGUUCGCCAUCGACAUCGGAGGAUCUUUGACAAAGAUAGCUUACUAUUCAACAGUUUCACAUCGAAAAGUUUUGUACGACUCGGAGAAGGAGGGAACUUCAUCUGGUGAUGGUUGUGAGUAUCAGUAUGAGAGUUCGGAGAUUGAAAGGCUACAUUUUGUCAAGUUUGAGACAAAAUACAUUGAAAAUUGCCUUGAUUUCAUCCGUGAUCACUUAGUUUCCAGUAAAGAUUCAGUGAUUGGCAAAAGUAUUAAGGCCACAGGUGGUGGGGCUUACAAAUAUGCAGAGUUAAUCCAGAAGAAGCUUGGAUUGAUGGUAGAAAAGGAAGAUGAAAUUGGUUGUUUGAUUAAAGGAUGCAAUUUUCUAUUAAGAAAUAUCACAGAUGAGCAGUUUUCCUACUGUAGGCAUGAAGAUCCAGAGUACCACUUCAUCAACUCUGAUCCCAAUAUUUUUCCCUAUCUUUUGGUUAACAUUGGUUCUGGAGUCAGCAUAAUGAAGGUUGAGGCAGAUAACAAAUAUGAAAGAAUUGGUGGAACCAGCAUGGGUGGCGGAACAUUUUGGGGCCUCGGAUCUCUACUUACGUCCGCAAAAGGUUUUGAUGAAUUGCUGCAGCUAGCAAGUGAGGGAGAUCACCGCAAUGUAGACUUGCUAGUUAAGGACAUUUAUGGUGGUGACUACAGUGCUUUAGGAUUGACAGGUGAUAUUAUAGCAUCUAGCUUUGGGAAGGCAAUGCAUAGCAGUCACAUGAAAGCAGAUGGAAGUAAAGGCUUUUCUGAGGCUGAUAUUGCAAGAAGUUUACUAUUCACUGUUAGUAAUGAUAUUGGACAGAUUGCAUCAUUAUAUGCUAUGCUUCAUGGCCUUAAAAAGGUUUAUUUUGGUGGUUACUUCUUAAGGAAUCAUCCUGUUAGUAUGCACACCAUUAGCUUUGCCAUAAAGUACUGGAGUCGCGGUGGUGUUCAAGCUCUCUUUUUGAGGCAUGAAGGUUACCUAGGCGCAAUUGGAGCCUUUUUGCGAGGAGCAGAAGAAUGUGAUCCAGAAAACUAUUCUUGGAGUGAAAAUUAUGCUGGGUCGUCUGGCUUGCAAUCCCCACUACCACGUCCCCAUGAAGUAGGGUGGCCUGGAGGUACUAUUGACCAGUUGGAGAUAGACAGAUAUGACCAGCAAUUAACUUUCUUCCCAUUUUUGGCAAACCCUAAGGAAUAUAUACCAGAUGCUGUAGAUUUAACAAAAGACAAGGAAGCCAGGGAAUACUGGUUAUCCUGUUUUGAAGGUUCCUUAAGUAGCUUUGUAAAUCGUGCUAUUUCCUCUCAGCCAAAUAGUCCUGAUGGUGUUGAGAGAGCAAAUAAAUUUAGAGACAAGUAUAUACAACGGCUCCACAACCUGAAAAAUCAUCCUUUUGCCUAUGGAAAUCUCACAGUGAGAAGUUUAUUGGAUAUGAGGGAGCAUUGUCUUAUCGAAUUUGACUUCCCAGACCCAUACCUACAACAAAAAAAGUUGGAAAAUGAAAAUGCCCUGAAAUUAUUAGGUGACCACCUCAAGUUUUUGGACACGUUAGAGCAUGAUAAACGACAAGAGGUCCUUGUGCGAGGUGUUCUGGCUGGCAAUGUUUUUGACUGGGGAGCCAAGGAGGUUGUUAAGUUAAUGGAAGAUGGUCUAGGGUUUAAAGAAGCAGCUGACAAGCUCCAAGCACGACCUUGGCUUCACGAUGACCUAGAUGCAUGGAUUAAACGACAAAAUUGUUCUUCACAUAAGUGUGCAGCAAUUUUUAUAGAUAAUUCUGGCUGUGAUGUUGUCCUAGGAAUAAUACCAUUUGCACGGGAACUUCUUGUAAGAGGUACAAGGGUUGUAUUAUGUGCCAAUAGCAAACCAGCACUUAAUGAUGUAACAGCAGAGGAGCUGAAUGUGCUUUUAAAACAAGUUGCAGUCAUAUGUCCUGUUAUCAAAAAGCACUUACAAGUUGGUACAUUGUGCAUCAGAGAGUCAGGGCAAGCUUCACCUUGUCUUGAUCUUAGCCGACUUCCGCUUUCACUAGCAGAAGACUUGUGCAAAUGGAGCUGUGAUUUAGUUGUAGUUGAAGGUAUGGGAAGAGCAGUCCACACUAAUUUAGCGGCCAAACUUACCUGUGAUUCUUUGAAGUUAGCUGUGAUCAAGAAUAGAUGGUUAGCGCAAAGAUUGGGUGGUGAUAUGUUUUCCGUCAUGUGUAAAUAUGAAGCAGCUGAUAACCGUUUAGAAGAUACUUCUGAAGCAGCACCAUCAGCAUCAAGCAACUCCAGCUUAUAGUACAUAAGUAAAGGCUUAUGUUUUACAGAUUAUGAAAUGAAACCUUGUUAAAGCCAUUUUUAUAAAUAUACUGUAAAUGGUAUGGAUUUAUAGUUAAACAAAUUUAAUUGCCUCAUACAUAUAUACUACAUACAUUAUUAAGGAUUGGUAAAUUUUAAUCAAGUGGGUAUAAUUUAAAUUAUUAUUUAUGCACUGUUGCAAUCAUGAAAAUGUGAAAGUUACCUUUGGAAUCAUGAGAAUGUUUUUUUAGUGAUCGUGAAAAAUUAUUUAACCCUUUCAUUGGAUCUUGAGAAUCUUAUUAACCUUAUCAUAUAAUUUGGGUUAAUAGUUUAGAAAUUGUUAAAAGUGUAGUGCAUCUUAGUGGUAUGGUUUUAUUCUGCCCAUGACUCUUUUGCAUGUCUUGUAGGAUUUUUUUUUCUUUUUAACUUUCCACACCCAUAUUCUUACUCUUCGUUUAUCCUUUUCAUGGGAACAUUUUAAAAAAUAAAUAAGUAAAUCCUCAUUUUAAAUUGUUUGCCCCUUUGGAACUUGAAAGAAAAUCAAACAUUAGAUAUACUCAGGAAAUAUUGAAGUUUGUACUACUUGCUAUAUCACAGUGAAAGGGUUAAAGAACUUUUUAUUCCUCAGCUCUUAAUUGUAACAUAUUGUAUAUUUGUAAUUAUUUACCAUCAGGUUAAUGUGAAAUGAAAUGUCUGUCUGUUUUAUAGAAUCUGAUUAUACUGUAAUAAGACUUGAAUGUUACAAAAGUACAUUGUAUAUUCUUAGUUUGAUUGUAUAUUUUCAUGAGAAAAAGUUUAUUUUCUUAAAGGCUUUGGAAGAAUGUUAAAAUGGCAAGUUAAAUUAAAAAGCAAUAACAUGGUUAUUUGUUUAGAUUGGU
This is a messenger RNA of Macrobrachium nipponense, 3676 nucleotides long. RefSeq names its product 4'-phosphopantetheine phosphatase-like. Gene Ontology annotation, molecular function: pantothenate kinase activity; ATP binding. Bases 361 to 2799 code for a protein of 812 amino acids. NCBI's taxonomy places the organism in Eukaryota, Metazoa, Arthropoda, Malacostraca, Decapoda, Palaemonidae. Gene Ontology annotation, cellular component: nucleus; cytosol. The transcript has 16 exons. Gene Ontology annotation, biological process: coenzyme A biosynthetic process. The record is from RefSeq and is a predicted model, not a curated record.